Molecule: messenger RNA, 669 nt
Organism: Oikopleura dioica
Lineage: Eukaryota; Metazoa; Chordata; Appendicularia; Copelata; Oikopleuridae
Source: the annotation of a GenBank genome assembly
AUGAAGUUGCUCUCGAUUUUUGUUGCUUUGGCCGCUGCCGUUGGAGAUCUCAAGAAGUCACGAAAGAUUAAGACUCAUACUGCUGCCAUUGGCAAGCCUGCUCCAGCAUUUACUGCCGAAGCUGUCGUUGACGGUGAUUUCCAGCAGGUCUCGCUCUCUGAUUACAAGGGCAAGUACCUUGUCUUCUUCUUCUAUCCCCUCGACUUCACAUUUGUCUGCCCCACUGAAAUUAUCGCCUUCAGCGACCGAGUCGAAGAAUUCCGAGCCAUUGGCGCCGAAGUCGUUGCCGCUUCUGUUGACUCUCACUUUACCCAUCUUGCCUGGACCAAGACUCCACGAAAAGAAGGUGGUCUCGGAAAGAUGAACAUCCCUCUUGUAUCAGACUUGACCAAAUCGAUCUCGCGUGACUAUGGUGUUCUUCUUGAGGAUCAAGGAAUCACUCUCCGAGGUCUUUUCAUCAUCGAUCCUGAUCAGGUCAUCCGACAAAUUACCAUCAACGAUCUCCCAGUCGGCCGCGAUGUCGACGAAACCCUUCGACUCGUCCAAGCCUUCCAGUACGUCGACAAGCACGGAGAGGUCUGCCCAGCCGGAUGGAAGCCAGGCAAAGCUACCAUCAUCCCCAACCCUAACGACAAGGUCAAAUACUUCUCCAAGCAAGAUGAACUCUAA